GAAUUAUUGGGUAAGCAUACUUUAAAAAUUAUAAAAAAAAAAAAAAAUCUUUAAAUAUAACAAAGCUGAACCGCAGAACUGCAGAAGCGUCACUAUCCGAAAACAAGAAGAUAAGGAAAAGUGAUAAAUAAAAAAUUCUCUCCUCACUUCUAAUUAGGACAAACAAAAAAUCUCCUAUGAAUAGCAAAUGACAAGAAAACACGUGUCGCUAACCUAUUUGCCCGCCUACAUUUUUCGGGCAAAUAUAUUCCUCGCAUGGUUUCUCCGUUGUUGUCACUUUUCCUUCCAUAAUGGACCACUCCUAUCUUCUGUCUCUGCUCCUCCUCACGUCGCUCCUUUCCUCGGCGAUCGCCUCCACCGAGUCUUUCGAUGAGGACCCUUUGAUCCGCCAAGUCGUAUCGGACGCCGAGGACCACCUGCUCAACACGGAGCACCACUUUACUCUCUUCAAAUCAAAGUACGGAAAGACAUACACCUCGCAGGAGGAGCACGAUUUCAGGUUCAGUAUCUUCAAGGCUAACCUCCGACGAGCCAAGCGCCAUCAGCUCCUUGACCCAAACGCUGUCCACGGCGUCACUAAGUUCUCCGAUUUAACGCCAUCAGAAUUCCACCGUCAAUUCCUCGGCUUGCAAAAGCUCCGUCUCCCUGUCGAUGCUCAUAAGGCUCCAAUUCUCCCCACCAACAACCUUCCCACAGAUUUCGAUUGGCGCGAUCAGGGGGCCGUCACCGCCGUUAAAGACCAGGGUGCUUGUGGGUCGUGCUGGUCGUUUAGUGCGACUGGAGCUUUGGAGGGAGCUCAUUACUUGGCCACAGGAGAGCUUGUGAGGCUGAGUGAGCAGCAGCUUGUUGAUUGUGAUCACGAGUGUGAUCCAGAAGAGUAUGGUGCUUGUGACUCAGGGUGUAACGGUGGGCUAAUGACCACUGCUUUUGAGUACACACUAAAGGUUGGUGGACUGGUGAAAGAAGAGGACUAUCCUUACACUGGGACUGACGGUGGUCCUUGCAAAUUCGACAAGAGUAAAAUUGCUGCCUCUGUUUCCAACUUCAGUGUCGUUUCCCUUGAUGAGGAUCAAAUUGCUGCGAAUUUAGUCAUGAAUGGUCCUCUUGCUGUGGGGAUCAAUGCAGUUUUUAUGCAGACAUACAUUGGGGGAGUUUCAUGCCCUUAUAUUUGCUCUAGGAAUUUGUUAGACCAUGGAGUGCUUCUGGUGGGGUAUGCAUCUGCUGGAUAUGCCCCAAUCCGGUUCAAGGACAAGCCUUUCUGGAUUAUCAAGAACUCUUGGGGAGAAAACUGGGGAGAGAAUGGAUAUUACAGGAUCUGCAGGGGACGAAAUAUAUGUGGGGUGGAUUCCAUGGUCUCAACUGUAGCUGCCAUGCGCACAACAGCACACUAGAUUCUUAUAAGUAUUUCAGACCUUCAGUAAAAGAGUGUAUCUAUGCUCAGUAGUGUCAAGAGACUCCUAUAGGAAUGCUCAGGGAAGAACAUAUAGUCAUAUGGUCCUGAUGUUGUGUGUGACUUAUGUUAUGUGUAGGAAAAUAAUAUGCUAAUGUUAUCUAGACUCAUGUUAUACGUAGGAAAAUAAUAUACUUAUGCCCUAGAU
Molecule: messenger RNA, 1598 nt
Organism: Rubroshorea leprosula
Lineage: Eukaryota; Viridiplantae; Streptophyta; Magnoliopsida; Malvales; Dipterocarpaceae
Source: the annotation of a GenBank genome assembly